Messenger RNA from Candida tropicalis MYA-3404, 3207 nucleotides. It is a transcript of the gene ARO80, whose product is annotated as Aro80p. Gene Ontology annotation, biological process: aromatic amino acid catabolic process; positive regulation of transcription by RNA polymerase II. Gene Ontology annotation, molecular function: DNA-binding transcription factor activity, RNA polymerase II-specific; zinc ion binding. Gene Ontology annotation, cellular component: nucleus. The transcript has a single exon. Bases 1 to 3207 code for a protein of 1068 amino acids. The record is from RefSeq and is a predicted model, not a curated record. NCBI's taxonomy places the organism in Eukaryota, Fungi, Ascomycota, Pichiomycetes, Serinales, Debaryomycetaceae.
AUGUCUAAUUCAUAUAAUAAUUCAACAUCGGCAUCACCAUCAGAUCAACAACCAUCAUCAUCAUCUGUACCAGCACCAGCACCAGCACCAACACUGAAAUAUAAACGGAAUUACCGAGCAUGUUUAAAUUGUCGAUUACGUAAAGUCAAAUGUGAUUUAGGACCAGUUGAUAACCCCCAUGAUGGAAAAUGUGCUAGAUGUUUAAGAGAACGUAAAGAUUGUGUUUUUGUUGAAAGUAAACGUGGAGGAUCAGCUAAUGUUAUUAAUGGGAAACGUAAAAAACAAAAAUUACAAAUGAUGGUGAUGACUACUAAUGAUGAUAAUUUAAAUAAUGGAAAUGAAUUAGGAGGAGAAGGAAUUAAUAAAUUACCUGGAGUUAAAAGUAUUUUACAAACUGAUGAUGUCGAAAACAAUAGGAUAGAUGGUGGUAAUGAAUUUCAUGGAAGAAAUAAUCAAGGGAAUAGAAAUGAAACUCAAUUGCCUCCAAUAUCAAAUCAAAGACAUGGAUUAAAUAAUAAUAAUAAUAAUAAUAAUAAUAAUACUCCAGUGAAACAAGACAAAAGAAGAAAUAAUGAAUUUUCAACUAUGGAAAGUGCAUUGGUAUUUUUGGCUAAUGCAGCUGGAGAAAUAGCUAAAGCUGAUGAAAGAGAUAAUAUUGAUGCACAAUCAAAAUAUGAACAAAUUGAAGCUGCUGUUUCUAAAAGUCAUAGAAAUAGUUUAGAUGCUAAUAAUACUAAUGGCAUAAAUCAAAAUAAUGAUGAUAAUGCAACAACAAGUAAUAUUAAAGCAAGUCAAAGUAAUACACCAGUUUCAAGGCCAAAUAGUGCUAACCUAGAUCAACCUCAACAACAAUCUCCAAUAAUAAUAAAUCAAUCAUUUUCACAAACUAUUCAAACAGAAUCAAUUGAAGAAACUCAACCAACAACAAUUCCACCAUAUAUUAAACCAUCAAUUAGAAAAAGAAUGAUUGUGCCGCCGGCAGAAAGUGGACAAGCAGUUAGACCUAAAGGAUCGAAUAAAUUAUCAAAUAUUGAUUAUAUUGGACCACCACCAAGAGGAAUUUUAACAGAAGAAGAAGCAGAAAGAUUAAUUAAUUUAUUUUUUUCAACUAUGCAUCCUUAUUUCCCACAUAUUCCUAAAUUUCUUCAUUCACCAAAAGUUUUAGCAAAUUAUCCAAUUUUAUUAUGUUCUAUUUUAACUAUAUCUUCAAGAUAUCAUCCAUUUGAAAAUGAUAAACCAACAAAUAAAUCAUCUACAACUGGUAGUUCUACUGGUGCUGUUCCUCGACAUUUUGAAGUUCAUGAUCGAUUAUGGUUAUAUGUACAAAGAUUAAUUUCUCAAACUGUUUGGGCUGAAGCAAGCACUAGAAGUAUUGGUACAGUAUUUGCAUUUUUAUUAUUUACUGAAUGGAAUCCAAGGGCUAUUCACUGGAGAUGGUCUGAUUAUGCAAAUAAGGCAGACGAAUCAAAUGACAAUGAAUCUGGUUCAAGUGUACCACCACCAUCUGCCUCUUCUUCUUCCUCCUCUUCCUCUGGUAGUACCACUAGUAAUAACAGGAAUAGUUCAGCAGCUGCUGUUGCUGCUGCAAGUACGGCAUCUACUGCUCAAACAACCAUGAAUGCAUUUGGAGUUGAAGGAGGACAAGAAGGAAGUAAUAAAUUUGCCGGAUUAGGAGCUAUGAGAAGAAGUCAUCGUAUGGCAUGGAUGUUGAUUGGAUCAGCAGUUAGAUUAGCUCAAGAUAUGGGAUUUAUGGAAAUUAGUGCUAAAACAUUUUUAGCUACCCAUAUUGCUGAAAUCAAUUCCGUGAUGAAUAUUAGUAGAAGAUCAAUGUUGGCUAAUUCAUUAAGUGAAGUUGAUUUAGAUGAAGAUGAUAUUACUGUUGAAGAUAUGGAACAACUUGAAGCUAAAGAUGAUGAUGAUUAUAAAAUUUUACAAAUGAAUGAAGAACAAAUUAAACGAUUAUCUCAAGAAUAUGUAUUAAAAUUUACCAAAUCACAAAAGGCAACAAUUGAAUUAUUACAAAUUAUGUCAUUAGGUCAUGAAUCAUUAUAUGGUUAUAAAGCUCAAUUGGGUCAACUUACUCAUCGACAAACAUUAUCAGUAUUGAAUAUUUUAAGUCCAUUACUUAAUAAUUGGGGUAAGAAAUAUAAAGAAUUUUUAAUACCAUCCAAUCAUAAUAAUGGAAGGUUAGCUAAAUUAACACCAACAUUACCCCAAUAUUGGUUGAGACCAGAUUGUAAAGUUGUUCAAGAAAUUCAAGAAACCAUUGAAAGGGAAACAUUUAUUAUUGAAUAUAAUUAUGUUAAACUUUAUAUUUAUUCAUUAGCAUUAAACACAGCUAGUAAUUCCAAUUUAAAUUCCAAUUCAAAAGAAUCCAAAAAGAUUAAACUUGAUGAAUUAUCAAAAUCUGCUAAAUAUAUUGAACAAGCAUUUGCAGCAGCUAAUGAAACAUUAAAUGCAGCACAUAGAAUUCAUCGAUUUAAAAUGUUAAGAUUUAUGCCAGUUAGAUUAUUAACUAGAUUUAUUAGAGCAGCAGCAUUUAUUGUUCAAUGUCAUUUAACAAUGACAGCUCAAGAGAAUAUUUCAUUAAGUGUUUCAAGAAUAACAAUUGAUGAAAUUAUUAAAAGUACUCAUAGAGCAGCUAUGACAUUAAGAGAAUGUUCACCUGAUGAAUUACAUUUAUUAUCAAGAUAUUCAACAAUUUUAAUGGUUUUAUAUUCUGAAAUGAAGGCUAAAAAGAAUAAAAAAGAUGGUAAUCCAGAUGAAUUUGAUUUAAAUAAUUAUUCAACCCAAUCUAAUACUACUACUACUACUUCUAAUACUAUAAAUAAUAAUCAAUCGAAUAAUGCUAUUCCUUCAAAAGAAUAUAGACAAUCACUUGCUCAACAAGAUCAAUAUCAUCAAUCACUAGUACAACAACAAGUUCAACAAACUGUUCAACAACAACUGCAACAAUAUAAUCAAUCAAUUAAUAUUAAUCAAGUUGUCAAUUCAAAUGAUAAUAUAAAUGGUUCAAUUGGUAACAAUAAUCAACCAUUACUGUAUCAAUCUUCAAAUCAACAACUGCCUCAAGAUGGAUUUUCUAAUGAUCAACAACAACAACAACAACAACUUUUACCUGAUGAUUUUAUAUUGGAUUUUAAUUUUGAUGAUUUUGUAGGUGAUGGUUUCCAAAAUAUUGUUGAUUUAUGGAGUUAUUUUCAAUAA